Molecule: messenger RNA, 1662 nt
Organism: Glycine soja
Lineage: Eukaryota; Viridiplantae; Streptophyta; Magnoliopsida; Fabales; Fabaceae
Product: F-box protein At1g67340-like
Exons: 3
Coding region: 152-1327 (391 amino acids)
Molecular function (GO): protein binding
Source: RefSeq, a predicted model, not a curated record
UCGUUGAUGUUGUUGUGGUCCGGGUUUUGGAGAUUCAUUACAUUACCCUCUUAUAUAUAACUUGUUACUUAGAUUUUUCUUCUUCUUUUUUUAUCUCUCAACGGAGAGACAGAAAAAAAGAAAGAACGAAAGAGUGAUUAAUUAGAGGGACAUGAGAACAAGGAGAGGUGCGUGUUAUCCUGGUGUAGUCUCAAGGAUGUGCUCCAAUGUGAGGGUUACGAAGAAAAAAAGCAAGGAUCUGCACAUGCAUAUGCAUGUUCCUGCCGGAGACUCCAUUAUUUAUAGCCGGAAAAAGCAGAAGAAAACGCCGGAAAAACUCGCCGCCGGUCGUUACGAUUUUUUCGAGUCCUUGCCGGAUGACCUCGUAAUCUCCAUCUUCUGCAAGCUUAGUUCCACCGCCACUAAACCUUCCGAUUUCGUCAAUGUUUUAAUCACGUCUAAAAGAUUAAACAGAUUAGCACUUCAUUCGCUUGUAUUAUCCAAAGCCUCGCCGAGAACUUUCACUAUUAAAGCAAAAUAUUGGUGCGAUUCGGCACACAAAUUCCUCAAACACUGUGCCGAUGCCGGAAACAUUGAAGCUUGCUAUACUUUAGGCAUGAUUCGGUUCUACUGUUUGCAAAACCGAGGGAGCGGCGCGUCGUUGAUGGCGAAGGCGGCGAUUAACUCUCACGCGCGGGCUCUCUACGCGCUGGCCGUGAUUCAGUUCAACGGAAGCGGGGGCACGAAGAGCGACAAGGACCUACGCGCCGGCGUGGCGCUAUGCGCAAGAGCAGCGUUUCUCGGACACGUCGACGCGCUGCGCGAGCUCGGCCACUGCCUACAGGACGGUUACGGCGUACGGCAGAACAUCGCCGAGGGACGGCGGUUCCUCGUGCAGGCCAACGCGCGUGAGCUCUCCGCCGUGCUGUCCACCGGCGCCGCCGCGCGUACCUUGCUGAGUUGGAAUCUUCAGCCGCAGCAGCUCCGGCAGGGGUCCGGGUGUCCGCUUCUCAGCGAUUUCGGAUGCAACGUGCCGGCGCCGGAUGUGCAUCCGGCGAGCCUGUUCAUGACUGAGUGGUUCGCCGCUCGCGGCGGUUCUCCGGGACCGGGGCUGAGACUCUGUUCUAACGCGGGGUGCGGGAGGCCCGAGACGAGGAAGCACGAGUUUCGAAGGUGUUCUGUGUGCGGCGAGGUGAAUUAUUGCUCACGCGCGUGCCAAGCGCUUGAUUGGAAGUUCCGGCACAAAGCGGAGUGCGCCCCCGUGGAGCGAUGGCUCGACGAGGACGGCGAAGAUGUCGGUAACGACGACGGUGACGGAGAGGUCGAGGUUGUUAUGGUAGAUAGUUAGACAAUUUUUACAACAGUAACGGCAACGGAAGUCGCUUUGGACGGAAAAUGAAUCUAUUUUUGGCGAAGAGAAAUUACUUGUCGUGAUUUAUUCGCCGUCUCAAAAAGGUAGAGAGAAUAUGGCUUCCUUUCGUUUUGUCCUUGUAUAGUUUGAAAAUUCUCCCGAAAAAAAAAAAAGACGAGGGGAGAUUAUUUUUCUUUUCUUUUUUGUUGCAAUUUCGGAGUUUAACGUUAACUAGAAAUUAGAAAUUCAAUGCUAAGAGGUUACUAGUUACUAAUUUUUGUUAUUAAUUUAAUCGAUUUGAACGUAAUUAGUAGCUUUGAAGUUUUCUUUUA